This is a messenger RNA of Anastrepha ludens (Mexican fruit fly), 4214 nucleotides long. Its product is annotated as C-mannosyltransferase dpy-19 homolog. Gene Ontology annotation, molecular function: mannosyltransferase activity. The record is from RefSeq and is a predicted model, not a curated record. The transcript has 9 exons. Gene Ontology annotation, cellular component: nuclear inner membrane. Lineage: Eukaryota; Metazoa; Arthropoda; Insecta; Diptera; Tephritidae. The coding region runs from base 255 to 2879 and encodes 874 amino acids.
ACGUCAUUCAACUUGACCAGCUGAUUUCUGUUUCUUCGGUGUGUAGAAAACUAAACAUACACAGGCGAAAGGAGUUUAGUGAUUGUGCCGGAUGAGAACUAAAAAAAUUUAUUAAAAUCUGACAAAUUACAAAAUCGUAGGGUGUGAAGUGACAGGACGACAACUGCAUGUCCAAAAGCGAAACAUAAACUUAUAAUGAUUUGCAAAUAAAGAUUUUAAGCCUGAUAGUCGGUUACCAAAACUUUAUCAUCAGAAUGAAAGAACAAAAACUGUUGCUAAUACUCUCACAGUCACUAAUUGGCACCGGCUUUUUCUUUCUGUACGUGCAGCAUGUGCGUUCAAUAUUUGAGUCCCGUACCAACAUUGCACAUUUAACACAAUUAGAGCGAGAGUCAUUGCUGCGUCGGGAGGAUUCUCUGUACUAUUCAUUUUAUAAGACACUCACGGAAGAAACAGACUUCUGGAGUGGCUACCAUAAACUAAAAAAUGUAACUGGCAUUGAAUACCCACAAAGCGUAAAUGUACUGCAGCGAUUCCAUGUCCUUCCCGAACUGGCAAUAGGUUACCUAUACCACCUGCUAAGGCGCUACGCAUUCAACGAAAAUUUCCCGAUUUUUAGCUGUUGGCGUGGCAACGACAUCCGGUUGCCUUUGGAGCAUCAACACUGUGAUGGCUUUGGACAACCAAUGCAAUUCUACUUAGAAUGUGUAUGGCUUCUGGGUGGGCUCACUGUACUAGUCAUAUACAUGUAUGGGACGUUACUCAGUGAAAAUAUUUUUGGUGGCAUUUAUGCAGUGGUUUCGUACAUUAUGUUUCACAGUUUUGCGUCGAAAAUCUACGAUUCUCCUAUGGCACGUGAAAACUUUGCAUUUCCAAUUAUUUUCAUGCAAAUGUUCUACCUUUGCUUAUGUAUUGAUAGAGUGACGGAACGCAGAGAAUAUCACAUGCGAGUUUUCAUUAACAUCAAAUUGACGCUAUUGACAACUCUCGCUCUUAUUUGUUGGCAGUUCUCUUCCAUCAUAUUUGCUACGCAAGUUCUCAUUAUGAUGACUCCUUGGACAUUAAGUUCAGUGUCGGAAGCGGUUUCUAGUGCAUUCACUAUUGAUUAUGCGACGUCGCAGCUUGUUGCCAAUAUUUUAGCUUACUACUGCUCAUUUUGCAAUAAAAAAUACAUAUUUGCUUGGCAAAUCGGCCCGGCAAUUGGACUCUUGUUCAUCAGUAUCGGACGCAGACUAAAACCUCAAACACCCAACAGCGGCUUUUCACUUAAAACCAUCUGGCCCGGUUUGUUAAUGGCAUUCAGCGCACAGGGAACCUUAAUUGAUCUGUUGGAAAAAACAGGUUUAGCACGAUCUGUAGACAACGGGUUUGCUUUGUACCGUGAUUUAAUAGUGCAUUGGGGUUUACAGGCAAAAGUAAAUUUUACCACCAGUCUUGCGGCAUGCAAUUCAUCUUACCAACGAUUGAACGUUGCCGAUUUGUGGGAGCUUAUAAAAACUCUUAUUGUAAAGCCGUAUUGCAUGUACGGUGUGGUGAUGUUAGCAAAGUUCUUUCGCAAAUGGCGCAAAGGCAGUGAAAAGAAAACCCCAAGUAAAGAUAAUGUAGAGCGAGCAAAAAAAUAUAUACUUGAAGAUUUUUUGGAAGAAAAUCACGUUUCCAUGCGAGAUAUGUCUAAUAAAGAGACUGAGAACGAUUUAAAUGAAUGUUUAAAACUGCUGGAAGACUGUGAUUACGAUUAUGACCGCUACAAAUUGGAGAAAACUAAAUGGAAAAGCAGCAAAAAUGAUGAGCACGAGGAGUUUAUAAACAAUAUUAAGUUACUGAAGGAGCAGAUAAAAGAGCGAAAUCUGCAAAGAGAACUUGAAAAUCUGCAAAUUCCAAAUGCUAAAACAGAAAACUCCGGAGAGCGACAUAGUAUUAAUAAAGAUCCGUCCAUAAAUAAAGAUACAACAAAAGCAAAAGAUACUAUUGAAACGAAUAGUGAUCCAAAAGCCUCCGAAGACCGUGCAUCAGCAGGCACUGGUGACGGCGAUGAUGCAGUUGCAAGUGAUAAAAUCGGCGAGGGUGUGAAGAGCACUCGUCGGACGCGCUCUAAAAUUUCGAACUGCGGAGCUUCCAGAGCUGAUUAUCAGAGCGAUAUAUUCAGCUUCCACUAUUUAUAUAGCUUCAUACAAAUGCUCGUGUUUACAGCACUUGGCCUUAGUAUUAAAAAAUUAUUCUUCCUAUGUUUCACUCAAGGUUGUGUUAUUGCGCCGACAAUAUGCUCCAAGUUUUGGUAUCGCAAGCAACGCAAUAUGUUUUGGACAGUAUCGUUGACAGUUUUUUUAGCCAGUAUGGUGAAUCCAGGUUUACUGAAUAUACGCGAGGAAUACUUUCCUACCCGACAGGGUUACGCUAACGAUGAUUUGGACAGCAUGUUAGAGUGGAUUACAAUGAACACAGAACGAGAUGCUGUUUUUGCAGGUCCUGUUGACAUUAUAGGCACGGUGCACUUAGUUACUAGAAGACCGAUUGUAAACCACGCGCAUUUGGAGAUGAGGCAUAUCAAUGAACGAACUGAGCAUGUCUACUCGGUGUUUAGUCGUCAACAGUCAUCUGAUAUUUAUAAUCAAUGCUCACAACUGAAAGUGCAAUAUUUGAUUAUAUCCAUUCAUGACUGUAGCAAUGAGAUUCGUGAUGAAUGCGACUUGCUGUCCAUAUGGGAUGAUAUACAGCCGUCAUAUCGCAAGUAUCCGCAGUUUUGUUCCGAAUUGGCGAGCAAGAACAUACCGAGUUUCUUGAAAGUAUUCUCAAAUGAUUACUAUGGUAUUAUUAAGAUGUUUUCGCAGAGUGUACAGAUUAAUUUGAAGCACAGUAAGAUGCCCGAAAAAGUAAUGUAGCCAUGUGGGUGAGUGGGCUUUGAAUGUAGGGUAGCGGGUAAAAAUGGAUAAUGUCAAUUAAGUUAUUUUAUUUUUACAUAAAACCAUAAAACUAGUUCUAUUCAUAUUUUAUAUUUAUGAUAAUUUUGACGUGAGACUUUUUAAGCUUUUAUUUACUUUAAUGAAAAAUAGUAUCGUAUAAACAAUUGCUGUGGUUAUGUAUAUAAAAAGCCAAAAUCUUUUUAAGACAAAUAAAAUUGAAUGCCACGUUUCUUAUUCCUAAUGAAUAAAUUGAAAAUUUUGUGAUGGUUUUCAUCCCGCUUUGAAGUUUAAAUAUGCACAUUUACUUUAAAUUUUUUACCGUGUAAAUGGACAUGAAACACGAAACUUGAAACGUAAAUACAUAAAUUUGUUUAAUCCAAUUAUAAAUUGAAGAUCGGUGUGUUAUUAGUGUGAAACUAUUAAUGCUCUGAUUCAUAAUGACACUUUCGAGCUUAAAGUCUAAGUGUUCCUUGAAGUAAGCAUUGCUUUUGCCCUGCUUCUAAACGAUUUAAAAUUUCUGAUAUAUUUUUCACGUCAAAUGCUUAUCUGCAUUUUUUAUUAGACUGCCCUCUUGCAUUCCAAUUCAGGCUAUAGAUAAUGCUUAACAAGAAAUAUAAAUCUAAUAAGUGAAAUGAAAAUAGCAGUCAAGUGAGCUGUUCGUUGCUUUGAUAUCUAAGACAAUUUGGCAAUAACAAACUGUUCAUAAAUCAUUUUAUUUUCGGAGACUUUUAUGUAGUAAUCAUAUAUGCUUGGUAAUUUUGUGCACUGCCCAUAAAUAACGGAUUUUAAAAUAAAGCUAAUUUGGAAAAAAGUCAAUCCUUAUUACGCUGCAACAAAACUCAUAUUUAAAUCAAGUCCACAUCCACAAUUUCUGUGCUUAGGAGGAAGGUGACGUACUACAAAACUACUCUAAGAGCUGAUUGCAAAUAUUUUCUAAAGUCUAUUUUUAAAUACGUUUUCAUGUUUCCUCGAAGUUUUUAAAUAUACUUUCCGAGCAAAUAAAUUGGCAGUGACAUUAGAAAGCAAAUUGAAAACUUUCCCAACAACUCGAUAUACUCAAGUUUUACUGGAAUAAUUUAUUCAAUUAAAUUUAUACAUUUUAUUCAAUUAAGUAAUAGCUUGGGAGUCGCACAGUGUUCGUUUAUAUGUAGAAAUGCGUGUAUAAAAAUUAUUUAGAAAAGAGCUAAGUAUGAUGAAAAAAGUGUGUUGAGCGUUGCACGUUGAAGAAAUUUUGUUAAAAUUAUUAAUAAAUAUUCUAAAUGUUUUGUUUGUAAGUGAAAUUCGAGAUGAUGAAAUAAAUGCCAAUAAAUAAGA